GAGAGCGAUUUGUUUGGAAAAUGGCGGGUGCUUUGACAGAGAGUCAGCUUGUGCAUCAGGUUUACGCUUCACUGCAGGCUGCGUCGUGUCCUUUGGUGGAAGGUUUGUACCUGAACGACAGCGACAGCAUGUUACAGCUGCUCUGUGCUCCAUCACAGCUCCGCACAGACAUACUGGCGUGGAUCUGCACCAGCAUCAACCCAAGCUUUGCUGAUUCCAAGGCGAUGUCGAGGAGAUCCUCAGAGCCAGAAGGUUUGAAUAAAGAAAUAGCUGCGCUUGGACAGGAGCUGAUGCUGUGUAAGUCAGGUGACCUGGACCUGAUCAGGGGUAAUGCGAGUGCUCACCGGCAGCUUCGGUUCCUGGAGCAGCUUCUAACUCUCGUCCCGAGUUGCCAGAAACCUGCUGGGAACAGAACCGAUGGGGAGGCCCUCCUGAACGAGGUCUUCGCUGCUGAGAAUCUGCCUAACCUCACACAAGCGCUCAAACCCACGUUUUACCCCUGGCCUACCCACAUUAACACGACUUUGCAGAGGGAGACCAAGUCAGCUAAUAAGGCAAGCAGAGAAGAGUCUGCUGAUAUUGACGCCCUUCUACAGUUGACUCAGUCAGCACUGGCAAAGCUACAGUCAGAGUGUGACUUCCUGAUCGAUGAGGACAGUCCUGCGGUUUUCUCUCUGAACGCACUGCGUGUGGCGGCAUGUGACCUCCAGCAGCUGAUGUCCACCUUCAGCCACGUUUAUGAGACAGACCUGAGAGCAUAUUGCAACAGAGACAUCCCCCACUUCAGCAAAGAGACCGACAUCUUCCACAGAGUACAUCAGCUACUUCUGGCCUGCAACACGGAGUUGGAAAUGCUUAAAGAAGUAACCAGCGUUUCUGCAUCCGUGAGUGAGGAAGUAAAGCGGCUACAGACGCAGCCUCAAUACUGGAGACACGGAGAGAAGCGCACGUUACACGAACAAAUAGAGGAAAUUACCAAACGAAUUGGAGAAUUUCUCACCGAGCUUCAAUCCUGACGAUGUCGCUCAGACAUCAAAACUGAGUCAGAAAUAACGGGAGGAGAGUCUGAGCUGUGAUGUUAAAACAGAACUGUGGUCAAAAAGUGUGUUCUAACAGCCGUUGCUUGGGUAUGACGGCAGAAUCUCACCUCUUUCACAGAGACUUAAUGCUGUUUAAUGGAGUCAAACACUCCCUGUUCUAGAGCUACAUUGAGACGUGGUAAAUGAACCAACUUUCACAUCAUGCUAUGACUUUCUCUGUUGCUUUCCAUAAAUCUACAACGGUGUGUUGCAGGCUCCGCAUGUGAACGGCUAGAUGAGGGGAACGGGAGGGGAAACUGAAAAGGGGAAUUUAGUUGCACGAAAGAAACAUGGUCAGUUGUAGGGUUGCACAGUUCAUUAAAUGUUAAUCAUGAGGAGGAUUUUGGUUUCCACAAUUAAAUAAACGGCAAGUUUGAGGUUUUAAAAUGUGUUUGGUGCAUAAAAAACAAACUUUAGAUUCCUUAUUUUGCUGUUUUCAGGCAAAUUGUUGGGCUUGUAUUUGUCUGAACUGCAGUAACUGAGCAGCUCCUGGAAAUUCCUGUAUUUUUAUAUUGCAGAAAACGAAUCUUGCGAAACCCUACUCUGUUAGUAUGUUUACCUUGAAUAUGACUGAACUGCCAGGCAGGUUUGUGUACCAUCAUAACAUUAUACUAACAAACAAAACAUGAGUUUCUGUAACUGUACAGUCUGAAUUUACUGCCUUAACUUUAGCAUCCUUUACAGUUGACUGUUAUUGUAUAUUUUAAUAUUGAAUAAAUUAAAAUGUGUCAAACUUUCCAACAUCA
Amphiprion ocellaris (clown anemonefish) is the source of this 1825-nucleotide messenger RNA. RefSeq names its product HAUS augmin-like complex, subunit 7 (gene haus7). The coding region runs from base 21 to 1016 and encodes 331 amino acids. The record is from RefSeq and is a predicted model, not a curated record. Lineage: Eukaryota; Metazoa; Chordata; Actinopteri; Pomacentridae. Gene Ontology annotation, cellular component: HAUS complex. Gene Ontology annotation, molecular function: microtubule minus-end binding. Gene Ontology annotation, biological process: spindle assembly; centrosome cycle. The transcript is spliced from 9 exons.